ACCGGAAGUUUAUAAAAAAUGAGAACCAUAAGGAAAUGGAAAUGUUACUCAUCUGUGAUUGGUGUAAUUCUGAAGAAUUUUGAAUGUUGUUGAUUGUAUUUAAGUAGUAAAGCAUUGUUUAGAGAAAAGCGUCGGAUAAAAAGUACGUCAGCUUAUGUCGUUCAGUUUCAAUUUCUGACACGGAAAAUGUAUACCCCAAACUGUUCCCAUUGAGAUAAAUAUGGCGGCUCGCUAUGAGGAUCUGCAUCGUUCCAUUAAUAAUGGGGCACAGGGAUCCUAUAACAGAGCCAUGAUGCAGAGUCCUAGCAGUAGUGGGUCAAGGCCACCGAGUAAUAGCAGUGUUUUGAGUGAAAGAGGACCAAAAACUAGAGAGGAUGUUUGUAUUGGAGAGGAAGUCAGGAUUUCUUUACACCUGGCAAUUGAAAGAUUUAGAAGGAAUGAAGAACACAAGGAAUUAGAAUUUCCAUCCUCAUUGACAGCUACAGAAAGGGCAUAUGUUCACAGAUACUGUGACACAAUUGGGCUCAAGCACAAGAGCAAGGGUAAAGGCAGCAAUAGACUGUUGACAAUAUCUAAAAAGGAACUGAAUCAGACCCAGGCUUCAGCCUCAUCAAUCAAAAUCAUCAGGAACUCCCGACAGCAGAUAUGUAACCUGCUGCAGAGGUUCCCACUAACCUCCAAAGAAAGACAGGAACUUAUGCCACAAAUGGAAAGAAGUCCAGGGUUUGAUCCAAACAGAGAGGCUGCUAAAGCAACUAUUGGCAAACUAAAUAAUGGAGUAGCACAGGUUCCCCCUCCCAGGAUUAUUACAGACUUGGAUGCAUUCAGAAGCACACUGCCCGUGUCUCAACACAAGGAUGAGAUUAUCCACAGCAUCAAUUCUAAUAGAACCAUUUUACUUACGGGGGAAACUGGAUCAGGGAAGACAACUCAGAUACCACAGAUGAUUCUUGAUGACUGUACUGAAAACAACAAGAGAUGUCGUAUACUUUGUACCCAACCAAGGAGAAUAGCAGCACUUAGCAUAGCUGAAAGAGUCUCUGCUGAGAGAGGGGAGAAAGUAGGCCAGACUGUUGGUUAUCAGAUCCGCCUUGAGAGCAAGGUAUCACCAAAGACUCUGCUUACAUUUUGUACGAAUGGAGUUUUGUUAAGAACUUUGAUGAAUGGAAGCCAUUCUUUGUCAACUGUCACUCAUAUCAUUGUGGAUGAAGUUCAUGAGAGAGACAGGUUCUGUGAUUUCCUUCUCACUGCCAUAAGAGAUGAACUUCCUAAGUUCCCACAUGUUAAACUCAUUCUUAUGAGUGCAUCAAUGAAUGUGGACUUGUUUAUCAGAUACUUCAACAACUGUCCAGUUUUAAGAUAUCCUGGAAACAUAUUUGAAGUUGAAGAAUAUUUCUUGGAGGAUGUGUUGAAGUGGACAGGAUACACAAACAAGAAAAUGGAGAAGCUAAAGAGGGGCCAGUCGAAUUUGGAGAAUCAACAGUUACAGUUAAGUCAAUGGUGUAAGAUUCAGAUGGAAGGUGUCCCUGCGACUGCUUACUCAGAGGAGAUCGAGGAGAAAAUGGCUGCAGAACUGUUAGAGGAGGGGAAAGUUUCAGAGACUGUGGCAGAAAAAGAAGAGCUGGAGCCAUGGCUUGUAAAGGAGAUGGAUGAUCUUCUAAGUGAGGUCUGGCUCACAGGAAAUGAAGACUGCUUCUCUCAACUUAUUCAUCUUAUCAAAAGUGAAAAUGUUUCAGUGGACUACCAACACUCAGAAACCAGCCUCUCUCCUCUGAUGAUUGCUGCUGCUCGUGGCUUUGCUGCAGUAGUGGAACAUCUCCUUAACUUUGGAGCUGAUGUCAAACUAAAGUCCUCUAAUGACUGGAUAGCACUAGAUUUUGCCAAGAAAUUCAAUCAAGAGGAAGUGAUAGAAAUGCUUCAAGCUUACAUGGUUGAAUAUGAAAUGGGACCAUCAGAUGACAUUGAUGCUCUUAACACUGUACCUGCCCGAACUUUGUCUGAAGAAGAAAAAGAACUGCUGAAUUUGUAUCAACACAGCUUUGAUGAUGACAAAGUGGAUAUUAAUCUCAUUCUGCAUUUAUUGAUCAAGAUACUCUCUACAAGCAAAGAUGGUGCCAUAUUGGUCUUUUUGCCUGGUUAUGAUGAUAUUGUUACAUUAAGAGAAACAAUAGGUGAUAGCAAGAAUAUGGACAAAUUCAGGUAUGUGUUGUACACCUUGCAUUCAUCCAUGCAAUCCAACGACCAGAAAAGGGUGUUUAAAUCUGUUCCUCAAGGGCUGAGAAAAAUAAUUCUUGCCACUAAUAUUGCAGAGACUAGUAUUACAAUCAAUGAUGUCGUGUAUGUGAUUGAUUCAGGAAAGGUUAAAGAGAAAGCCUUUGAUGCCCUCUUGUCAUUGUCAACACUGAAGAGUACUUGGAUAUCUAAAGCUAGUGCACUGCAGAGAAAGGGGAGGGCUGGUCGAUGUAGACCGGGAGUGUGUUACCAUUUGUUCAGCAGAAUAAGACAAAGUAUGAUGCAAGACUUUGCCACUCCUGAACUACUGAGGUAUCCUCUCCAGGAAAUAUGUCUUCAUACCAAGCUGAUAGCACCAAUUCAUUGUCCAAUAGCAGAAUUUCUGGCCAAAUCACCAGAUCCUCCUCCAUACAUGGUGACUAGAAAUGCUGUAAUGUUACUGAAGCAAAUAGAUGCGUUGGACACUUUUGAGGACUUGACAGAAAUCGGCUACCAUUUAGCAGAUAUGCCUCUAGAGCCAAGGCUCGGAAAAGUGGUGCUGUAUUCCAUUGUACUUAAAUGCCUGGACCCUGUGCUGACCAUUGUGUGUGCUUUAGCAUACAGAGAUCCUUUUAUCCUUCCCACUGUGCCAUAUUUAAAGCGUGCAGUAGACCAGGUCAGGCGCCAGUACAGUUCCAACACCUUCAGUGAUCACAUGACCCUCCUCAGAGCUUUCCAGGGGUGGCAAAGAGCUCGCACUGACAAUUGUGAAAGGAGUUACUGUGAAAAGAAUUUUCUUUCCUCUGCAUGCAUGGAAAUGAUUGUUGGAAUGAGGACUCAGCUCCUAGGUCAGCUUAGGGCCUCUGGGUUUGUCCGAGCUAGAGGAGGGGGAGAUAUACGUGAUCUGAACACGAAUUCAGAGAACUGGGCAGCAGUCAAAGCAGCUUUAUGUGCAGGGAUAUAUCCCAACCUGGUGAAAGUUGAAAGAUCUAGAAACUUCAAAAUGGUUUCACAGAAGUCCUCUGGUAUCAAGUUCCACUCCUCUUCAGUACUGAAGAAUCCUGCUUUGUCAGAGAAAAAGUCUGUGCAGUGUCUACCUACGGACUGGAUUCUGUAUGAGGAGAUGAGUCGCUAUGAGAGGAGUGCCUAUAUCAGGUGCUGCACUGCUGUGUCUCCUGUUGCUGUGGCUCUUUUCACAGGACCCAUCAAAUUACCUGCAGAAAGUGUCAGAGAUGGAGCCAAGUCACAGGGCAUGCUGCAUGGAGAAAUGGAGGACAGUAGUGACAGCGAGGGAGAGGAGAAGGAGGAUAACACAAAAACAACUCUGCAGUUUGAUGAUUGGUUGUCAUUUAGACUGGACAAUGAUACUGCCAAUAUGGUGCUUCAGCUUAGACACAAAUGGAAUUGCCUCUUCCUCAGAAGAAUGAGAGCUCCCUCCAAACCCUGGUCACAAGUUGAUGAGGCAGUCAUCAAAGCAGUUAUCAGUGUUUUGAGUAAUGAGGAGCAGGCCCUAGGGUUUCAGCAGCCUGCAGGAAUUGGACAGAGACCACGACCUAUGACUGAGUACAUGUCAGCGGGCGGUGGAGGCUAUAGUAGCUAUGAUUAUGAGGACCACAGUAACAGGGGUAGGAGGACACCGGUCACCCCUCCCAAGAAAAACAGCAGUGUCCUUUCCAAAAUGCCACGUACCCCUGGGGACACCCGAUCGGAGAGUUCUUCAACUGGUAGCAGUCCAAAGAGCAGUACACAAACCACCCCUCAUAACAGUCCCCAAUCUGUCAGUUCUACUCUAGCCAGUUCCAGUAAAUCUCCAAUCAAAUACUUUGUUGUCAAACCCAACAAUCAGAAAAUACUGCAUGUAGCUUUAUCAAAAUCAGUUUAUGCUACAUCACCCAAAAGUGAAGCCAGAUUUAACAAGGCAAUACAGGAUGGGAAGGAAGUGUACCUGAUAUUCUCAACAGUAGGCAGUGGACAUUUCCAGGGUUAUGCUAGAGUGACAGGACAGAGCAGCAAGGACAAAUGCCCUGAUAUGUCAGGAGAUGGCCUCGGCGGAACAUUCAAAAUUGAAUGGCUUAAAGAGAUAGCCGUGCCAUUUAGAGUUGCAAACCAUAUAACCAAUAGUUGGAAUGAGAACAAGAGAGUGCAGUACAGUAAAGAUGGGCAUGAGUUGGAGUCAAAUUGUGGAGAAAAGCUCAUCCAACUGCUGCGAACUUUUGACCCCAAACUAUAUGAAGUGUCGUCAGAUGAACUGAAAGAAAAUGACGAAGAGCCUGACUUAUCAAGUGACAAAACCUCAAAGUCUUCAUACUCGGAGGAGGAUAAAGACUCGCUGCUCUCAGAUGAGGAAAGAACUAAACAAGAGGAAGGAGACAAAAACACCGGCAACAGUAAGGGCAGAUACCCAGGGCAAUAUCAAGGUCAAAGUCGACAUCAACAGGGUUAUGAAGGUCAGAGGCCAGGGUCAUAUCCUUACACAUCAUCAUCACAGAGUCAUCAAUACUACCAUCAUCAACAGCAAGGUUACCAUGGUGGAGGGGGAGGUGGACAUUAUAAUUCUCGAAUGUACAACAUGGGAUACCCUCCCCCCAUGGGACCUAACUACAACCCCAUGUAUAUGGGAAUGCAUUCUCCUCCCAGACAUCCACUGUCGUCUGUGAUGAUCCUACAGAGAGGUCAAAGGUCAGGAAGUCAUUUUAGAGGUUAUCAUCCAGGAUAUGGUUCUGGAUAUCACUAAGGCUUCCGAUAAUCAUUAUGUUUAGUGAUCAUGAGUUACAAAGUAAUGUGAACUUCAGCAUUAUACAGGAUUUAUCAAGUAAGUGCAAAUGAGAAGUAACAUUUUUUGGUAUAUCAAGAAUGAUAGCAAACAUUGACUAAUGCAGUUAAUAAUGUUUUAUUUCCUGUUACUUUUUCCAUGAAUUCAAGAUAUGCUACAUGUAUUUGAUAUUUUUAAAUAGCUUGUUUGAGUGAUUUUCUUCAUGUAAUCAAAAGGUUUAAAUACAGAAGUUAGAGAAUGAUAUUUGUAGUUUUUUAUGAAAAUUAUUUAACUUUAAUGCAUGUUUUUUAAAGAAUAAAUUACAGAGAAUUCAUUUACAAUGUAUCUGUUAAUUAUGAACUUUUGACAGAAAGAUAGAUAAUGCAUGAAAAAUAGACAGUUUGCAAAUCAAUCUAUAUUCUGGAACAAAAUGCUGUUUAAUUGUGCAAUUUUGUAGUCGUAAAAUGUGUUCAUUGCAUAUGUAUUUAAAAUUAUUUUUGAAUUUGUAAUGAAUUUUUUGUGUGACUCAUUUAGGGCUGUUCCAGUAAAACAUACAUGGGAUGGGGGGAAGGCACCUGAAAAUUAGGAUGACCACCCAUAGAAGUGAAUUUGGUACACUCCUAUCCACCCAUAGAGGCAAAUAAUGAAGCUUUAUUUGAAAAGUAGAAUUUAGAAUAAUCUCAAAUAAGAAUUUUUUUCCCAUCAUACAGCACAAAAUACUUUUUCAUUUUGAUAUCAACUUUAUUUCAGUAUUCAAUACAUGCAAUUGCCUUUCAAGCAUGAUUUACAGAAUGCCAAGAUUGCCUCUGUCAAUCAAGUGUUCUGAUUAUUUUUCUCACAGAUUCUUUGGUUUGGUAAAAUAACCACCCAUAGAAGCAAUAUUUGUGCAAAAGUCACCCACCAUAGAAUCAAUAUCCCACCAGUGUGAGCCAUCCAUAGAUUUUUUUUAAAAACUGCUUUCCCCGGGUACCCUAUAUGUUUUAAUGGAACAGCCCUUAUAUAUAUGCACUUAACUAUGAAAUCUCACUUCCUAGAAAUUCUACUUUAUAUUGAGAUCAGUAUACCAGUAAUUUUUGUAGUUGCCUACAUUACUUUUUCCAGUAUGCUAUUGCAUGAUUAUUCUGAUUUUUUUUUUUUUAUUAUUUCAGUGAAAUUCUGAUCUUAUUCAUUGUUUGGCUAAGUAAAAAUGACAUAUGUUACCAAAUACAGAUCUUGUUAAUCAUUUAAUGAUUCAUUUGAGAAAAUGAAAGUUGCUGGUUUUUUUUUUAGUUCAAUACAAUGAUUUUUCUACCUAGGGAGAAGAACGAGAUUCAUUUGAGAAAAUGAAUGUUGCUGUUUUUUGAGUUCAAUACAAUGAUUUUGCUACCUAAGGAGAAGAAUAUUUAAAGAGCCUGAAUGGCAGGGUAUUUGUUCUGGGAGGAUAGCUAAAUCAUCGAACAUUGAUCUCAUAUAUGUACAGUAUAUGGAAGUAAUCCCAUAUUGCAAGGGACAUUUUACAUGUAGCACAGUUUAACUUUACUUUUAAAAGAGAAGCAUGUUCAUAUAUAUUUUUAGGUUGUGUAUGUAAAUAGAUGUUAUUUUCUAUUUUAAACUAGCCUUAAAAGAAUAGGAUUCUAGUUUAAAGACGUUCAUUAUAUUGUACAUGUAGAUAUUUAUAUAAUAACUGUUCCAAAUUGGUCACUAGGAAACAGGAAUCUAGAAUAACAGCUGGAAAUUAUUGUUCGCUUCUCUGGAAGAUGGGUGUAUAGUUUUGAAAAUAUGUUGCAGUCAAAUUUGUUUCUGAAAUUACUGACAGUUAUUUCAAAAUCUUUAUAUAAAUUGUAUCUACAUGUGUAUAUAAAAAAAAACAUGGGUGAAAAGAUUAUAAUAUAUUGUAGUCUAGAAAUGCUGUAUGGUUCUUAAAUGUUUACCAAGAAGUUUGAGAUAAGAAUAACCUGCUGAGCAACCAUGUUAAUUGGUCCUUUCUUGUAAAACGUCUCUCAAUAGACUUAUUUGCAUGUACAGUACUAUAGUCAGAGACAAGUUGUUACUUUUCAUCAUGUUCAAUAUCCAUUAUCGCAAUUCACCUUUGAAUUAGAACGUUUUACCCGAUAUAGUAUUGCGUUGUGUGACGACACAAUUGAAUGAGACGAUUGAACAAUUUGAAUGACAUGUUUGAUGUAAUACAACAAGAGUUUUCAUUGGCCGAUUACAGCCCGCCCACUUUCUCGAGCGGAUUCAGUGUAGCUGGAGAACUGUACAUAGCUCUCUGAAAAGAUCCACCUCUUAUAAAAACCUUCGAUUUACGGGCCACAAAAAGCUGCGGACGGUUGAGGCCUGAUAUCGGUGUAUUCUUGUGUUGCUGUCUCAUAAACUCAAUAUAAAAAAAUCUUAACAUAUUUUCCUAUUAUAUAGAUCUACUUGUGUCCAAACAUACCUUCAAAUAUUCAUUAAAGCCACACACGACCCGAAAACUCGCAGCUUCAAAUGAUUUCGUUUGUUGACGUAGCCAUGUUAGGUAGCCGGUCAAUUCGAACUCUUGCUAUUGGUAUCUAUUCAUAAAAUCGGUUGUAAGUUAAUAUGUAUUCGCUCUUCAUUUAUUAUCAACACGAAUAAUUAAUAGAAAUUAAAACAUUUUUUUUGUACCAGUCUUUGUAAAGGUAAAAUAAGCUCUUGAUUAACGAAAAUGCUACAUAAGCCCAUUAGAUGGAGACCGGCCGGCGCGACCGCUCUUGACUAAUGAAAGCCGCGUUGCCGUGAGUUUAGUUAUUUUAAUAACUAUCAUUUAAUAGGACUGGGGUGGUAUAUUAUUUAAACAAUUUAGCUAAAAUAUUUGUGGGGUAUUAGUACACAUCUAGACGCUAUUGUGCCAGUAUGGAAAUGAACCGGGAUUCGAAUUGACUGGCUACCUAACAUAGCUACGUCUACGAACGAAAUCAUCAAAAGCUGUGAUCAAGUUUUUGGGUCGUAUGGGGCUUUAAUUAAUAUUUGAAGGUAUGUUUGGACACAAGUAUAGUAGGAAAAUAUGUUAGGAAUUUUUUUGAUAUUAAAUUUAUGAGACAACAACACAAGAAUACAACUUUUUCUCUUUCUUCCUUUGAAUUUUUUUUUCCAUCUAGCAUCUGGCCGUCAUGUUUUCAAAUGCUGACUACUCCCGUAUAAGGUAAUUUGGGCGGACUUAUACAUAUGGACCAAUGAGAGUUUUUGUUGCAUUUCGCAAUUGUAUUACAAACGGAUUCAAUUGUGUCCUCACACAACGCAAUACUAUAUCGGCCAAAACGUUCUAAUUCAAAAGUGAAUUGCGAUAAAUAUUUUUUGUUUUACUUGACAUAAUAAGUCAUGUGCCAAAUGAAUAUUGUGAUUUGUACCUGAUAAGUAAUAUUGUUGUGAUGUUCACUUGUUUUUGUUUUCUUUCCCUUAUGUUAGUCCUUUAAGUAAGUAAAAGAUUUUGAAAUCCC
Molecule: messenger RNA, 8400 nt
Organism: Ostrea edulis (European flat oyster)
Lineage: Eukaryota; Metazoa; Mollusca; Bivalvia; Ostreida; Ostreidae
Product: 3'-5' RNA helicase YTHDC2-like
Exons: 33
Coding region: 221-4945 (1574 amino acids)
Cellular component (GO): intracellular anatomical structure
Molecular function (GO): protein binding; ATP binding; RNA binding
Source: RefSeq, a predicted model, not a curated record